Sinocyclocheilus rhinocerous is the source of this 269-nucleotide messenger RNA. Its product is annotated as proteasome subunit beta type-3-like. Gene Ontology annotation, cellular component: proteasome core complex; cytoplasm. The transcript is spliced from 2 exons. The record is from RefSeq and is a predicted model, not a curated record. The annotation marks the transcript as partial. NCBI's taxonomy places the organism in Eukaryota, Metazoa, Chordata, Actinopteri, Cypriniformes, Cyprinidae.
GCAUCAGACCGGAGGUUUGGCAUCCAGGCACAGCUGGUUACAACUGACUUCCAGAAACUCUUCCCUAUGGGAGAGAGACUCUUCAUCGGGCUGGCAGGCCUUGCCACAGAUGUACAGACAGUAUCUCAAAGGCUGAAGUUCCGCUUGAACUUGUAUGAGCUGAAGGAAGGUCGUCAGAUCAAGCCGAAGACCUUCAUGAGCAUGGUGUCCAACCUUCUGUAUGAGAGGAGGUAAAAAUGCAUGUCUGUACACAUGCUAGUCACUGUUUA